AUGUCGACUAACGUUACCAAGACAGUGAAUGGAAUACAGAUCAUGUCGAGCUGCUUCAAUCCCGCAGCAGAGAGAAUUGGAAAAACCUUUGCUUACUGUUUGCUAUUUCUUGUUUCGCUGGUUGGAAAUAGCUUCAUUGGAGCAGUUGUCUACAGGACGAAAACCCUCAGAAAGCCAAUCAACGUUUUAAUUGUAAAUAUGGUUGUGUCCGAUCUUCUGUAUCCGAUUUUCCUGCUUCCAGAGAAAUUGAUUACCUUAUAUAGCGGCUCUUGGCUGGUCAGCGGUCCUCUCGGCCAAGCCCUGUGUAAGUUGGACUACUUUUUAAGGAAAACUUCCCCUGCUGUGUCAAUUCAGAGCCUUGGUCUGAUAGCUGUGGAUCGAUUUGGAGCUGUGGUAUUUCCUCUCCGUUCACCACUCAUCAGCUCAGAGCGGUGUCGAUUCGUUAUUCUCGCCACCUGGAUCAACGCUUUCGCUGUUUGGGUCCCAGAACUGUUCGCUCGGAAAGUUAUCAAGUACCGAGGAGAGCUGGUGUGUGUCCGACAGUGGAAUGACACAUUAGGAAAGUCUUUGUCCUACGAAAACUAUGCUGUGGCAAUAAUCGUGGUAUUCCUGUACGCCCCUUUGGUUUUGAUUGGCCUACUUUACUUUGGUAUUGCUUUAAAAAUUAAAUCCCAGAAGAUUCCCGGCGAACAAUCAGUCAACACGAUAGCAAAACGUUUAAAAGCAGAGAGAAAUGUUCUUAAGAUGUCCUCUGCUAUUGUGUCAGGGUUUAUAAUGUGCUGGCUGCCGUACAGUAUCUGGUGGUUUCUAACCCUCUAUUCCUCAGAUAUAUUAUCAUCUUGCGGCUUCCAAUACUUCACAGGUUUUGCUUUUUUCCUGGCACACUCAAAUUGUGCUAUAAACCCCAUCAUUUGUUUUGUAUUCUGUCGAAAUUAUCGUCAAGGUCUCAAGAAUUUCUUCGGUUGCUUUUUU
Pocillopora meandrina is the source of this 972-nucleotide messenger RNA. NCBI's taxonomy places the organism in Eukaryota, Metazoa, Cnidaria, Anthozoa, Scleractinia, Pocilloporidae. The record is from the annotation of a GenBank genome assembly.